Molecule: messenger RNA, 975 nt
Organism: Mucor velutinosus
Lineage: Eukaryota; Fungi; Mucoromycota; Mucoromycetes; Mucorales; Mucoraceae
Product: isocitrate dehydrogenase (NAD(+)) idh1
Exons: 1
Coding region: 1-975 (324 amino acids)
Source: RefSeq, a predicted model, not a curated record
AUGUCACCAAAGAAAUUCAAUUACAAGGCCGUCAAUCAAAAAGCUCCUGGUGAAACUAAUACUGGUGAGGUUACUGUUGCUGCUGUUGGUUUUAUUACCUCUACCGAUCAAACUCUUACUGCUGCCAAUCCGGUAGUUUCUGCUGCUCCUGUCGGUACUGAUGUUCAAGGCUCAAUUGCUGCCACUCUAAUGGAGAUUGGUUAUCCUAUCAUCACUGCUAGUCAAGAUGUAAUCAAUGGUGGUUCAUCUGCUAGUUCUUCCAGCGUUGGUAUUAUCCAUAGGGAUUUACCUACUAGAACGUCUGUUACAACCGAUGCUAUCAAUGGUGAUGCAUCUGGUAAUUUUUCUGUACCUGCUGAGAUUCAUGGGAGUCAAACAGGCAGUGUCAGUGCUAGUAGUAAUAUUUACGGGAAUACUGCUGCUUCUGUAGGUGAUGCGAACGUUGACAAUGCAUCUACCACCUUUUAUCAUAUUCCAGUACCUCAAGGUAACUACAAUACUGAUAAUGUUAGUAGAGGGAAUAAUGAUGUACUUACAAACCAUGUGGAUAUAGGAUUUGCCACCCCAAUCUCAAGUGAUGAAAGAUUGACCUUGAUGAACGAAAUUGAACGGCUGAGGCUAAUGGUUUUCAAAACUAUUAUUCAAAGCAUUGGAUGUCCACAAGGAUCAAUCAUACCUUCAAAUCUUGGUGUCUUGCGUAAUCAACUUGAGAUGGCUGAACGCACCUAUGAAUUGGUAUUUGGAAAGACAGAGAGUACCUUGGUACCAAAUGAAACACCCUAUUUUCAAUGGCGUGGACACUUCUUCAAGAAGCGUAGAGCUGUAUUCGCAACACCAAACGAUUGUCUCGAUCAUUUUGAACUGGUUUUGCAAGCUCAUCGUCUAUCAAUCCAAGACAACUGGGAAAGAAUUGUACCUGUGGAAUACAUCCACUAUGAUCUGCAUUCCGACAGUUCCUCCAGUUACCAGAUUUAG